Messenger RNA from Nyctereutes procyonoides (raccoon dog), 2255 nucleotides. It is a transcript of the gene ARMH1, whose product is annotated as armadillo like helical domain containing 1. The record is from RefSeq and is a predicted model, not a curated record. The coding region runs from base 340 to 2241 and encodes 633 amino acids. Lineage: Eukaryota; Metazoa; Chordata; Mammalia; Carnivora; Canidae. The transcript has 11 exons.
UCUGCGGGAGAUUUGCGGUGUUCUGGAAACCGGAGGGUCUCCCUCCCCGACCUGUCGUAUCCUACGGGGUGGACGGCAGUGCCUCUUGACUUACCUCACCCGCUACCUCCGCUAUCCUUUACGAGACGCAGCUCCGAGGGCUGGAGGUAGAAAACCGUACAAAAAACGGCCAAGGGGACGCGUGCCAGCCCAUCCUCCACCCAGUUCCAGAGGCCCAAGAUGGGACGGAGGGAAGCAGCUGCCCAAGAUGCAGGCAGACCAGGAGAUGUCAUGGUGCAGAAGCAUCAGGGAAGCGAACCUUCUGAGCAAGACGCAUGCCAACUUCAGGCCUGACUGACCAUGACUUCCAUAAAGGAACAGGCAGCAAUUAGCCGGCUCUUGAGUUUCUUACAGGAUUGGGACAACGCCGGCAAAGUUGCAAGGAGUCACAUCCUUGAAAGUUUCAUCAAAGCCAACCAAGGCAAGACGGCUCCUGAACUGGAGCAAGAAUUUUCCCAGGGAGGCAGCUUGUUCCUGGUACGCUUGACCACCUGGCUUAGACUCAUCUAUAUGACUGGCUCCUGUUUAGAUAAGCUUCUAAAGUCUAUUGGCAUCUUCCUGUCUGCUGUGAGCAGUAAUCGGUACCUUAAAGAAUUUCUUGAGGUUGGAGGAGUCCUGACACUCUUGGAAAUACUUGGGAUGGAGAAGAUCAAGGAAGAGGACAAGAAGGAAUCCAUCAGGCUACUUCAGGUUAUUGCAAACACUGGCAGGAAGUACAAGGAGCUCAUCUGUGAAAGCUAUGGUGUACGAUCCAUAGCAGAGUUUUUGGCAAAGUCUAAAUCAGAAGAGACCCAGGAAGAAGUGCAGAUUCUGAUGGAUUCUUUGGUCCACGGUAAUCCCAAGUACCAGAAUCAAGUGUACAAAGGUCUAAUAGCUUUGCUGCCCUGUGCGUCCCCAAAAGCUCAGCAGCUGUCCCUGCAGACUCUCAGGACUGCGCAGUCUAUCAUUGGAACCACACACCCCAGCAUCGUGGACUGCAUGCUCAAGGUACUGCGCACGAUGCACCUGGAAGUCCAGUAUGAAGCCAUCGAGCUGAUCAAGGACCUGGUCAACUACGACGUGUGCCAGGCGCUGCUCAAGGGCCUCGUGGCGCUGCUGAUACCGUCGGUCAAGGAGACCAGCAAACUGCAGCCCAAGAUCCUCAACGACUCCUCGGUUCCCCAGUUCACCGCCCACCUGCCGGUGUUCCUGCAGCAGGCCGCGGCGGCCAAGGCCAUCGGGGUCCUGGCGCGCAGCAACACGAGCGUCGCGGAGGAGCUGCUGCACCUGCGCGUGGUGCACAGCCUGAUGGCCGCCAUGGGCAACACGGACCACAGCAACAGCCAGCGGCAGGCCAGCCUCACGCUCGAGUACUUGGUGCAGAUGUUCCCGGUGGUGGAGGAGCACGUGCGCAGGUCCAUGGGAGAGGGGCUCUAUCAGCUCUUCCUCGUGAGUGCUCCGCCCCCAGAGCGGGAACCGAGCGGGAACCCCGCGGGACCCCUGCCGCCGCCGCCACCACGGCGCCCCCAGCCCCGGAGGGGGCCGGGUGGCCUCGCCCCGGGCUGCGGCCCCUCCCUAGCCAACCCCUCCCCCGGCCUUCUUCUCCCCAGCCCCGCCCUACCCCGUCCCGCCCCGUCCCUCCUCCCAGCCCCGCCCCCGCAUCCCGGACACGCCCCCUCGUCGCCCCGCCCACUCCUCCUCAGCCCCGCCCCCGCGCCCCCCGCAGCCCAGGAGCCCCCACAGCCUCGGGCCCCUGGCUCCCGUCCUCAGAGCAAUGCCGGGGACUUGUACAUGAAAAUAGACAGCUUUCAGGCGGACAUCUUAGCGGCCAACAAAGUCAACGUCUCCAAAGGUGAGUGGGGAGCGAGGGGACCCGGCGCCAGGAGCUGCGGCCCCCCAGGCGCGGCCCCCCAGGCGCGGCCCCCCAGGCUCAGCCCCGCGCCCCGCCCCCAGCGUUGUGCUUCAGCGGCGUCUCCCACUGCAACGCGAGCUUUUACCGCGGCGCUCACGAGCCCGAGAAGCCGGCUUACAUCACCUACUUCCAGAAGGAAGAUACGGAAGGAAAGGAGUGACGGAGCCUUGCAGGCCUUCCGGAAGGGCCGGGGCUGCGGUGCAGGGAGCCCGGCAGGCGGGCCCUGGGUCACGCUCACCGCGACUCCACCGGCCCCAGGCGGGAGGCUGCGGGGGGCGAGGGGGAGCUGCCGGCUGGCGAGGACUCAAUAAAUAGUCUUGCUGUC